AUUUACAUUUGAGAGGUACAUUUGUUGUUUUCACUGCCAAAUUUUCUUCCUUUUUCAUUUUCUCUUCAACAUGGAUUCAUCAAACCAGAACCAACCUUGUCCCAACCGAACCUUUAAUCACUUAUACCCAAAACCUUGUGCUGAGGAAUCAGAAUCAGAAUCACCCCCUUCCGAGACACCCCAGACCAUGGACCCUAGAGGGUAUCAAUUAGAAGUAUUUGAAGUUGCAAAGAAGAGGAAUACAAUAGCAGUUUUGGAUACAGGUGCUGGUAAAACCUUAAUAGCUGUGUUGCUUAUGAAGAACAUUGGUCAAGCUAUCAGGUCCAGUAUGUGCUUUGUUUUGAGGCAAUUAGUGCACUAUUGGUGCUAGUUCCAACUGUAGUUGUGCCUUU
This is a messenger RNA of Arachis ipaensis, 392 nucleotides long. NCBI's taxonomy places the organism in Eukaryota, Viridiplantae, Streptophyta, Magnoliopsida, Fabales, Fabaceae. The record is from RefSeq and is a predicted model, not a curated record.